Messenger RNA from Galdieria sulphuraria, 1279 nucleotides. Its product is annotated as glutathione S-transferase isoform 1. The record is from RefSeq and is a predicted model, not a curated record. The transcript is spliced from 2 exons. Gene Ontology annotation, molecular function: glutathione transferase activity. Lineage: Eukaryota; Rhodophyta; Bangiophyceae; Galdieriales; Galdieriaceae. Bases 49 to 690 code for a protein of 213 amino acids. Gene Ontology annotation, biological process: glutathione metabolic process.
UUCGAUUUCUCUCACAGAGUAGCAACAACGGAGUCUCAUUGUUGAUUGAUGGCUACUUGUUACAAGUUGGUGUACUUUCCAGUACGUGCGAGAGCAGAACAUAUUCGUUUGAUGUUGGAAGACUUAAAGCUUCCCUAUGAGAUGGAGAUAAUUCCAAAGGAGAACUGGAGAGCCUAUCGUGAUGCAGCCAAAGGUACGGCUGCACUACCAUUUGGACAGCUACCGAUACUCAGGUACGGAGAAUUCACACUAGCACAAAGUGGAGCUAUUGCUAGAUUCCUUGCAAGAAAAUACAACCUGUAUGGCUGCAGUGAGAAGGAAAUGGCAAUGUGCGAUAUGGUCUAUGAAACAGUGCGAGAUAUAUUUGAGGUUUAUGAUGCAUUUAUAUUGGAUUCGCAAAGAGCAUCGAAAGAAGAGAAGUUUUAUAUGGAUAUAUCUCAACGUUUGAACAACCUUGAAAAGUUUGUUCAGUAUCAAAAUGCAGAUUAUUCAGUAUGUAAUACGCCGACAUUUGCUGAUUAUUGGUUGGAAGAGCAGCUCGACUACUUACUCAGAAUCAAGUCUUCUAUUUUGCAUGGAAGAAAUGCUUUGCAACGAGUAUACCACAACAUGAGAAGUAGACCAAAUAUUGAAGCCUAUUUGAAAUCAGAGAGAAGAAUAGACAAACCAGUCCCAGUGGACGAUGCCUAACGUAUUACGAUUGAGGCUUUUCAUUUUCAUAAUAAAUUUCUUUCAACCUGAGUUUUUUAAAACAUGGAAAGAACCACAAUUCAAUAUGGUUUAGCUCAUACAAUGAAUAUCACGACCUGUCUCAAAAAAGUGCAUUUUUGAUAGAAACUCCAAAACCAAAAUACUUUCACUCAUAAAAAGACAAAGUGAUCUCGUGAAAGUAGCUAAAAGCGCAAGAAUAUCCUUUCCUCUUCCUGUUAUAUUCCAACAAGAAACUUUCUUUAUCUCAAGUUUGGUCUCGUGAACUCCAAGUAUUCCCUUUUGCCAUAGCUCGUGUACCGCUAAAAUACCCAGGUCCAGAAGAAACCGAUUAUUGCUUUUCAGGUUAGGGUAUAGCUUCCAACAACUUUCAGUCACCAAGCUUGUAUUCGAAGUUUCAAAAGAAUCUAUGAGAGAAGGAAUCCACUGCAAUUUCCCUAUGCUUUGGUCACGUUUCCGAAAAAGCUGUAGACUUAGUUGCAACUGCCUACUUAUACCUAUUGCUGAUGCCGUUUCUUUUCCCCAAGUAGGCUGGUGAGACCACUGCUAUAAGAAAAACCGGAGUGUUUUG